Prorocentrum cordatum is the source of this 489-nucleotide messenger RNA. Lineage: Eukaryota; Dinophyceae; Prorocentrales; Prorocentraceae. The record is from the annotation of a GenBank genome assembly.
AUGCCUGGCUACGUGACGUUCUCCUGCAGGAGCAACACUGAGCUGUGCUCUGGCGAAAAGGAGAUUCAUGCACUGCACCUGGUCACCACCCCGCACAGCGGCGGUGGGGUCUCGGCGGGCUGCACAGCUCCGCAGCACGUCGAGAGCCUGAUCGGAGAGGCGAAGGCCGGCAUCGACGAUGCGAGGCAGGCGCGCAGUGACAGCGCGGAGUCGGACGCCGCGUUCGAGGUCAACAUCGUCGUCUAUCCCAACCUGGGUGAAAUCUAUGACGGAGAGACGAAGACUUGGAAGAAGGACCCUGCUCUAGGCCCGACGUCCUUCACGGACCUGGCGCAGAAGUGGCGGGAGGCGGGGGCGACCUGGAUCGGAGGCCUCGACGGGUCGAGGCACUGGGAGCGGGACAGCAUCCCUCUCCGGCUCGUCCAGCCCAACAUCGAGCAGUGUUGGUUGCUGCCGAACGGUGCCCCAAGAUAUGAAGGGCCUGCGUGA